Messenger RNA from Acanthamoeba castellanii str. Neff, 1017 nucleotides. RefSeq names its product oxidoreductase, zincbinding dehydrogenase superfamily protein. The coding region runs from base 1 to 1017 and encodes 338 amino acids. The transcript has 8 exons. Gene Ontology annotation, molecular function: oxidoreductase activity. Lineage: Eukaryota; Discosea; Longamoebia; Acanthamoebidae. The record is from RefSeq and is a predicted model, not a curated record.
AUGAAGGCGUACAGGCUAGAGGGAGGGGAGGAGGGCGGACGGGCCAGGGCCGGGGCGAAGCUGUCACUGGUCGGGCGCGAGGUGCCGGUGCCGCAGCCGGGCCGCGGCGACGUGCUGGUGCGGGUGGAGGCCGUGGGCGUGUGCCACCGCGAGCUGGUCGAGCUCAGGGGCGGCCACCCCGCUCCGUUCGCCCUGCCCCUCAUCGCUGGCCACGAGGAGUGGUGGAACAGGUGGGCGAAGCUGCCGACGGAGACCAGCCAGUGUGGGCGAGUCGUCGCGGUGGCCUCCGAGUACUAUGGCACGACCGUGGAUGGAAGCUAUGCGCCCUACGUGCGCGCCAAAGUGAAAUCCCUCGUUCCUCUCCCCGACGCCGUCUCUUUUGUCGAGGGGUGCUUCCUGAUGUGCACGGCGGGCGUGGCCCUGCGCGGACUCCGAUUCCACGCCGACUUGCGACCCGGCGAGCGGGUGCUGAUCACCGGGGCCACCGGCGGUGUGGGCAUCCACGCCAUCCAGCUGGCCAAGCGCGUAUUUGGCGCGCACGUGGUCGCGCUCACCUCCUCGGAGGCCAAAGCGGCCGUGCUCCGCGAGUACGGCGCCGAUGAGGUCAUCGUCUGCUCGACCAAGGAGCAGCUCCAGCAGUUCCAUCACAGUGUUCGUCCGCCGGUGGACGUGGCCCUUGAGUGCGUCGGCACUCCGACACUGAACUCGAGCAUCCGCAGUCUACGACCCAAUGGCAGGCUGGUGAUCAUCGGUAAUGUGACGGCCGGCAAGGAGACCAUCAACCCGGGUCUCCUGAUUCUCAAGGAACUCAAGAUCUUUGGCAGCUCCGGCGCCUCCAGGGAGGACCUGGCCCAGGUGCUGGCGAUGGCCGCCGAGCGGAAACUGAAGCCGGUCGUGCACAAGGUGCUGCCGCUCGAUCUGGCCCACCAGGCCCACCACUUGCUGGCCGACAAGGGUGUCAUCGGGCGUGUCGUCCUCGUUCCCUCCCACGCCCGCACCACAACCGCCAAAUUUUGA